AUGCCUCCCGCCCGACGCCAACGCACAGCUGUACAACAACGCGCAGAGAAUGCAAAUCAGCCAUCGGUAAACGAUCUUCGACAACAAUGUCUAGAAAAAGGUUUAUCUGACCAUGGUCGUCGAAAUACGCUGGUCGCGAGACUGCAACAACAUGCUUCAACGUCGUCGACGAACAAUACCGCCACAGAAGCAGCGACAAUUGUUGAUAUUGCGAACAACAGCGAGCAAACACCACUCGUCGAGCGAAGAUCUGUGUCACACGAAAGCUCAAACGAAAACCCUCUGCUGAACGACGCUCAGUUGGCCCAAAUCCAAUCAAUCGUCGCGAAGACGGUCGAACAAUCGGUGAACGAUAUCGCAACAAACGCCGCUCGUGCUGCAGUACAAGCCAUGGCAACUGCGCCUUCGUCAGCGCCUACGAAUGAGCCACAACAAACCACGGGCAUGGAGCUUUGCCCAGUGUUGAUAAACCACACCACGCCAAUCUCGACGCCAAGGUUCCAAACGUUCGAGCCUGAAGCGCCACAUUCCUCUUCGCAGAGUCUUCCCGCUAGUAAUCAUCUCCCAUACGGACAAUCUUUCCACGACCUACCGGCAUCGUACGUGAAGAAGAUCCAGUCGG
Paramuricea clavata is the source of this 622-nucleotide messenger RNA. NCBI's taxonomy places the organism in Eukaryota, Metazoa, Cnidaria, Anthozoa, Malacalcyonacea, Plexauridae. The record is from the annotation of a GenBank genome assembly.